AUGCAGAUAUCUCCAGAGAAUCAACGUCAAAUCCUCAAAUUGGCAAGACGCUUCACGCAGGACUCGGUACAUGAGUGGCCUCACGGCUCCUCUAUCAAUCCGUUUACGGAUGCAGAGGAUACGUGCCUAGAUCCCAACUCCCUCAAGUUCAGCGCCAAGCGAUGGGUGCAGGCCUUGGUGGAAUUGACCUCGCAGAAUCCCGAGCGGUACCCCAAGCGCAGAGCAGGCGUAUCAUACCGUCAUCUCAGCGUGGGUGGAUACGGGGGUGGCGCUGCUUACCAGCCAACUGUUGCGAACGUCGUGCUGCAGGGGCUAAGGGAUCUGACGGUUCGUUUGGUUUCCGGAAGAAGACGCGAGGUGCAGAUUUUAAGAGACCACGAUGGCAUUGUCCGCAGCGGCGAGAUGCUCCUGGUCCUAGGGAAACCAGGAAGUGGCGUAUCCACCCUCUUGAAGACAAUCGCAGGCCAUACCAAUGGACUAUCGGUGGCGGAUUCCACAGAGCUCAGCUAUGAAGGCAUUCCAUGGAAGACAAUGCAUCGCAAAUUUCGUGGGGAUGUGAUCUACCAGGCUGAGACGGACGUCCACUUCCCCCAUCUCACGGUCGGACAGACGCUGUUGUACGCCGCUCUGGCCAAAACCCCUCGGAACCGGCUGCCAGGUGUAUCCCGGGAGACCUAUGCAACUCAUCUCCGCGAUGUGGUCAUGGCUGUGUUUGGCAUCUCGCACACCGUCAACACUAAAGUCGGCGACGACUUCAUCCGCGGAGUGAGUGGUGGAGAAAGGAAGCGUGUCAGCAUUGCGGAAACCUGUCUGACACAGAGCUGUAUCCAAUGCUGGGACAACAGCUCCCGCGGGCUGGACAGUGCCACAGCGCUGCAAUUCAUUCAAACCGUCAGACUGGGCGCCAAGAUGACUGGUACUGCCGCCGUGGUUGCUCUGUACCAGGCUUCGCAACAGGCUUACGAUUGCUUUGACAAGGUGACAGUACUCUAUGAAGGUCGGCAAAUCUACUUCGGCCCGGUAGAUCGAGCAAAACAGUACUUCAUCGACAUGGGCUAUCUUUGCCCUGAUCGACAAACGACAGGAGACUUCCUUACCUCAUUGACCAACCCGGUGGAACGAAUCAUUCGGCCAGGCUUUGAAGCUCGAGUGUCCAGAACACCCGAUGAAUUCGCCCAAGCCUGGCAACAGAGCCAACUGAGAAUAGAGCUGUGCAAGGAGAUUGACCACUUCAACCAACAGCAUGACGCAGAGGUUGUUUUUGAGAAGUUCGCAGCCUCCAAGAAGGCGGAAAGAUCACGCUUGAUGACCCCAAGUUCACCUUAUACCAUAUCCAUUCCCCAGCAAGUGUUACUGUGCAUACGACGAGGCUACCGCAGAGUCUUGGGCGACUCCACCUUCUUCUUCGCUACUGUGCUCGGGAACUUCUUCCUCUCCCUCGUCCUGGGCAGUGUGUUCUACAGCCUAGACGACUCGACCGCCAGCUUUGUCGAUCGCUGCGUCCUCCUGUUCUUCGCCGUGCUAUUCAAUGCGUUGAGUAGCGCUCUAGAAAUCCUAGCGUUGUACGCCCAACGACCUAUCGUCGAGAAACAUGCCGCCUACGCCUUCUACCACCCGAUGUCCGAAGCCGUGGCAUCCAUGAUCUGCGACCUGCCCAGCAAGGUGCUCUCCACCAUCGGCUUCAACAUCCCCUUGUACUACAUGUCGAACCUGCGGCGCGACUCCGACCACGUGGUCAUCUAUCUGCUUUUCGCCUUCAUGACCACCCUGACCAUGUCCAUGAUCUUCCGCACGAUUGCCCAGUCCACGCGCACGAUCCCACAGGCGCUCACGCCCAUCGCCCUGGGCGUGCUCGCGCUGGUGGUGUACACAGGGUUUGUCCUCCCGACUCGCAACAUGCAGGGCUGGCUGCGGUGGAUCAAUUACAUCAAUCCGAUCGCGUACUCGUACGAGACGCUGGUGGCCAACGAGUUCCACGGCCGCUACUUCGAGUGUGCCAGUUUCGUGCCCUCGGGGCCAGGAUAUCAGGACGUUGCGAGUGAUUACAGAACGUGUGCGGUGGCCGGUGCGUCGACCACCUCGAGCCUGGUCAGUGGGGAUGCAUAUGUGGCGGCCAACUAUAGCUAUUACUUCUCGCAUACAUGGAGGAACUUCGGCAUUCUGAUUGCCUUCAUCCUGUUUUUCAUGACAACGUACCUGCUGAUUGCGGAAUUCGUGAUGUUUGACCAUUCCAAAGGCGAGGUUCUCGUCUUUCAACGCAAGUCACAAGCUGUCAGUGCCAUCAGACAUGCUGCACAUGAUGAGGAAUCCGGCAAGAGCGAGGCAGCCACGACAGCGGAGCAUGCUGCGGUGUCUGAUCGUGAGCUCAAUCUCCAGCUCCAAUCCAACACCUUGCAUUGGAAGGAUGUGUGCUACGACGUGCCGAUCAAAGGCGAGAUGCGCCGCAUAUCCGACCACAUCGACGGAUGGGUGACACCCGGGACGCUGACUGCAUUGAUGGGAGCCUCAGGCGCGGGUAAAACCACACUUCUCGAUCUCCUUGCCAGCAGGGUCAAGACCGGAGUGGUAUCCGGGCAAGUCUUUGUCAAUGGCGUCCCUCGAGACGCCUCGUUCCAGAGGAGGGUAGGCUAUGUUCAACAGCAGGACGUCCAUCUUGAGACCAGUACCAUUCGCGAAGCGCUGCGAUUCAGUGCCCUUCUCCGACAGCCGGCAUCGGUGAGCAAAGCGGACAAGUAUCAGUACGUCGAGGAGGUGAUUGACCUCCUGGAAAUGCGGGCGUACGCGGAUGCAGUCGUCGGUGUUCCGGGCGAGGGUUUGAACGUUGAGCAGAGGAAGCGGUUGACUAUCGGGGUGGAACUUGCGGCGAGGCCCGAUCUCCUGAUUUUUCUUGACGAACCAACCUCAGGCUUGGACAGCCAGACUGCUUGGUCUAUCACUUUACUACUGCGCAAGCUGUCUAACCACGGGCAGGCGAUUCUGUGCACCAUCCAUCAACCCUCGGCAAUUCUUUUCGAACAGUUCGACCGUCUACUCCUCCUAGCCAAGGGCGGUCGCACGGUCUACUUUGGACCGAUAGGACAGAACUCACAGGUGCUGACCCGCUACUUCGAACGACACGGUGCCAGGCUGUGUACCCGUGAAGAAAACCCGGCUGAAUGGAUGCUAGAAGUAGUUGGGGCAGCGCCUGGUACGCAAUCCACGCACGACUGGGCAGCGACAUGGAGGGGGAGCCAGGAAUACCAGGAGGUGCGACGAGAGCUGCAGCAUCUUGAAGAGCGCCAGGCCUCGACACAAAACUCUGCAGUCGACUCUGGCCAACAGUACGCAGCCCCGUUUCUGACCCAGCUCCAACUAUGUACCCAGCGAGUGAUGGAGCAGUACUGGCGAACGCCCUCCUACAUCUACGCGAAGCUCAUCCUCUGCUUUGGCGCGGCCCUGUUCAUCGGCCUCUCCUUCCUGAACACCAAAAUCACCAUCCUCGGCCUGCAGCACCAGACCUACGCGAUCUUCAUGCUUCUAGUCAUCUUCGCCUUCCUGGCCUACCAGACGAUGCCCAACUUCAUCAAGCAGCGCGACCUGUACGAGGUCCGCGAACGGCCCGCCAAGACGUACGCCUGGUCGGCCUUCAUGCUGGCCAACAUCUUCGCCGACCUGCCCUGGAACUCGCUGGCGGCGGUGCUGAUCUUCCUCCCGUUCUACUAUCUGAUCGGCAUGGACCACAACGCGCAGGAGACGCACGCCACGCGCGAGCGCAGCGGGCUGAUGUUCCUGCUCAUCUGGUCCUUUCUGAUGCACUGCGGCACCUUUACGAUUAUGAUGGUGGCGGGCGUGGCGACGGCCGAGGUGGGCGCGACGCUGGCGCUGCUGCUGUUCUGCAUGUGCUUGAUCUUCUGCGGUGUAUUAGCCUCCCCCACAGCCCUCCCGGGCUUCUGGAUCUUCAUGUACCGCGUCUCCCCCCUCACCUACCUGGUCAGCGGCAUGCUCUCCACCGGCCUGGCCAACACAGAAGUCCACUGCUCCACCCUCGAGCAGAUCACAAUCCAGCCCCCGUCCAGCCAGACCUGCGGCAGCUAUCUGGCCGCGUACAUGCAGCAGGCCGGCGGCGCCGUCGCCAACCCGCAGGCCACGCGGGACUGCGCCUACUGCCAGAUGACGGACUCGAACGUGUACCUGACAGAACUGUCGGCGGAGUAUGCGGAUCGCUGGCGGAAUUUCGGGCUCAUGUGGGUUUAUAUUGGGUUCAAUGUGGUUGCGGCGUUGGGGUUGUAUUGGGGGGUGCGGGUGCGGGGUGGGGUAAAUUUCUCGCGGUUGUGGCGCUGGGUGAAGCGAGGUUAG
Messenger RNA from Aspergillus aculeatus ATCC 16872, 4335 nucleotides. RefSeq lists its product as uncharacterized. Gene Ontology annotation, cellular component: membrane. The coding region runs from base 1 to 4335 and encodes 1444 amino acids. Gene Ontology annotation, biological process: transmembrane transport. The transcript is spliced from 10 exons. The record is from RefSeq and is a predicted model, not a curated record. Gene Ontology annotation, molecular function: ATP hydrolysis activity; ABC-type transporter activity; ATP binding. NCBI's taxonomy places the organism in Eukaryota, Fungi, Ascomycota, Eurotiomycetes, Eurotiales, Aspergillaceae.